Molecule: messenger RNA, 3670 nt
Organism: Megalops cyprinoides (Indo-Pacific tarpon)
Lineage: Eukaryota; Metazoa; Chordata; Actinopteri; Elopiformes; Megalopidae
Product: glial fibrillary acidic protein-like
Exons: 9
Coding region: 1-1320 (439 amino acids)
Biological process (GO): regulation of chaperone-mediated autophagy; intermediate filament organization
Cellular component (GO): cell projection; intermediate filament; cytoplasm
Molecular function (GO): structural constituent of cytoskeleton
Source: RefSeq, a predicted model, not a curated record
AUGGAGGGCCAGAGAGUGCUGUCGUCCUACAGGAAGCGCUUUGGGGGGACGGGGGCUGGUGGGGGGCGCACCAGCCUGUCCUCCAGCCGCUACUCCGUCCACAGCAGCCCCCGGGCCUCGCGCCUCUCUGGCGGGGCGUUCCUCCUGGGCGCUGGGACCGCCGACCGGCUGGACUUCUCGGCCGACUCGCUGCUGAAGGCGCAGUACCGCGAGACUCGCACCAACGAGAAGGUGGAGAUGAUGGGGCUGAACGACCGCUUCGCCAGCUACAUCGAGAAGGUGCGCUUCCUGGAGCAGCAGAACAAGGUGCUGGUGGCCGAGCUGAACCAGCUGCGGGGCAAGGAGCCCACACGCCUGGGGGACAUCUACCAGGAGGAGCUGCGUGAGCUGCGCAGACAGGUGGACGGGCUCAGCGCAGGCAAGGCCCGCCUGGAGAUAGAGAGGGACAACCUGGCCGCCGACCUGGCCAUGCUCAAGCAAAAACUGCAGGAUGAGAUCAAUCUGCGGCUGGAGGCAGAGAACAACCUCAGCACCUUCCGACAGGACGUGGACGAGGCAGCGAUGAACCGCGUCCAGCUGGAGAGGAAGAUCGAUAGCCUGCAGGAUGAGAUCAACUUCCUGAAGAAGAUUCACGAGGAGGAGCUGCAUGAGCUGCAGGAGCAGCUGAUGGCACAGCAGGUGCAUGUGGACGUCGACGUUUCCAAACCGGACUUGACGGCGGCGCUCAAGGACAUCCGCACCCAGUACGAGGCCAUGGCUGCAUCCAACAUACAGGAGACCGAAGAGCUGUACCGCUCUAAGUUUGCAGAUUUGACCGAUGCAGCCAAUCGUAAUGGAGAAGCUCUGCGACAGGCAAAGCAGGAGGCCAAUGAAUAUCGCAGGCAGAUUCAGGUUCUGACCUGUGACCUGGAAGCACUCCGUGGAACUAAUGAGUCUCUGGAGCGGCAGCUGCAUGAGAUGGAAGAUCGUUUCGCCAUGGAGACAGCCAGCUACCAUGACAACAUGGCCCGUCUGGAGGAGGAGAUCCAGGCCCUGAAGGAAGAGAUGGCCCGCCACCUGCAGGAGUACCAGGACCUGCUCAACGUCAAGCUGGCCCUCGACAUCGAGAUUGCCACCUAUCGCAAGCUGCUGGAGGGAGAGGAAAGCCGGAUCACUGUCCCGGUACAGAGCUUCUCCAAUCUCCAGGUCAGAGAGUCCAGUCUGGACAACAAGCUCUCCCCUGACGCCCUGGUCAAGAGGAGCAUUCUGGUGCGAACCGUGGAGACCAGAGAUGGAGAGAUAAUUAAGGAGUCCACGGCAGAGAGGAAGGACAUGCCCUAACUGCUUUGGACAGACGGUGUUAGCAAUGGCUGACCCUCAGUUGCUUCAACAUAACAUUAGAUUGCUGUGACCUUCGCUGACACCUCCUUCCCACCUACCCUCCUGCCCUCCCAAUCCCUCUUCUCUACCCUGUCUUGUCCCAUAACACCCAUGUCAUCUCCACAGGAAGCACACCUACCCUCAUCAAAGUAGCCUCUUUAACAAACACACACACACACACACACACAUACAAAUAUACAUAUGACAAAUUUAAGUAAAAUAAACUCUUAGUAUGAACAAUGGAGGGUUAAUAUCUUUGUAAAGGAUGCCAUGUUUUGUUUCAUUUUUACCUGAACUGAAUUUUCCCAAAACACCCCCAGCACCAAUGGGGAAGAUUGUGGGGCGCAGAGUGCAGUGAGACUUGGAUCCUGAGGGGCAGCAUAAUUAGGCGAGGAUAUCUGCUGGCGCGGCUGCCCCAGUCUGAAGGUAGCGAGUGAGACAAACGGCGAUGGAUGGUUUGUGUUGGGCCCAUGGAAGGGAGCAGGCAAAUGUAAUGGGAUCUGUAUACAUGUGAAGCAGGGGGACGUCCAUGGGGGCUGGAGCCCAAACGGAUCUCAGACGUGGACCAAGGCAUGUGUUAGGUGCUGUAAAUCGUAUGUGUUUGUCAGUAGGUUUAAGUUAGGUUUUAGUCACGAGUUACUCCCUCACAGUUCACCCCUAUCUGUUCUGCUGUCUCUCCCCGUAACCAAGCUUGUCCUCACCCCGUAUCCUCACCUCCUCCACGUCUGUCUCUCCUUCCCUAAAACUCAGCUGUCAUUGCUCAGCCUUCUCUCCCUCUGUCAUGGAUCCCCCCCCCCGAGACCCUGUCCAGGUCAUUCCAUUUCUCCCCUCACUGCUGUGUCCUCCUCUGUGGGAAGAGUUUGCUCGAGAGGGUGGAGCUGUUUGUCUCCUGGAGUGCAGUAAAUUCCUGCUAUUAACACAUAGACAGUGACAGUUCAGGAGCCCGGCGUGGGAGGGAGGGAAUUACGGAGUGAGGGGGGUGACUAACAUGACUCAAAUUGUAAGGGUAGCCCGCCCUGCCCCGACACGGAUACACACCCCUUUCCAGAUUUGCUGAUGUCAGGGAGAGAGAGUGCAGCAGGCAAGCCCCACUGACACAUGCCCUGGCAUAGACAAGGGUGUUCCUAAAGCUGAGGAAAAUGCGGGAGAGGAAGUUCCCGAGGUGACCAGACUCUUGGGAGAGAAGGAUUCCCUGGGAGGGUAAGUAGAGGUGGUCAGAAGAGACUGACCCUUCUGCAAGGGUGUAUCAGGACCUGUGGUUCUCACUGCACACACUGCAGCUCUCCAAGACCAUGCCAUGCUUUCAGCUGUGAAUACCAGAUGAUCUUUCAAGAUAAUUUUCAAUAGGUUUACACUCCUACCUAGGUUCAGGCUGGGUCCGGUUCUGAGCUGGUGAUCAGGACGCCAUUAAGGGUCUCUCAGUCUAGAGCGGUCUGAUUGAAAGCACUGUCUGAUCAGCACAACACAGACCUGUCCUAAUCGCACUGUGUGUCCCUAGAUAGCGUAUCAGCCCAUAGGGGGUGUGGUAGAGUGUCAUCCUAUAGCAGGUUACCCUCCCACUGUGGAGAGUGACAGCAGUUGUUGUAGAUUAUAUGGAUGCUACAAACGUCCAGCCCUCUCCACAGAGAGAGGUAAAACUGAGGCCCAGGCACUCAUUUAGGGACUCUUCAUUGAUUCAAUGAGGUGGGACUCACUGAACCUGUACUUGUUUAGCUAAUCACCGCUACACAUUCUGAGGACACCCCCUCGCAUUCCCUAUACGUCAGUCCUCUCAGCAUGUCCUUCCCUCUUGCCUUUGCUGUCAGUCACAGCAUUCAGAAUCAGUGGCUUUGCCCAUCACUUAGCCAUAGUAGACACCUGUAUCUUCUAGCAAAGCAAAACUCAUCUCCUCUGAAUUAUUUUUAAGCAAUAACAAAUAAACCAUUGUAGCAUUCUUGACCUUAGCUGUGACUACAUUGUAACCAAUUAAAAGCAAUAAAAACACUUGCAAUGUGAUUAAUAUUUAUUAUGCUUAUAAUCCAAAAUGUGUCUUUCUUCAUUUGCACCAGCUAUACCUGAUACAGUUGACACUUGUACUGUGUCACAGCUUAUUUAAGUGAGACACAGAGCUAGCAGAGUGAACAUGUGAAAUGGAUGCAUAGGUGUUGUAUAGGUGCUGUAUUCCAUCCUCAAGUCUGAGCAAUGGGAAUCUGAAACACAUCUGCAUUGACUUGUCAGAUGUUUUCAGACAACCAUCAGUGAUCAUUCAAAAAACCUGAAAAUAUUCUUAAAAUCCAAUACACUUUGAAUGAUGUCACUGAGUGUCACAGUC